This is a messenger RNA of Racocetra persica, 530 nucleotides long. The record is from the annotation of a GenBank genome assembly. Lineage: Eukaryota; Fungi; Glomeromycota; Glomeromycetes; Diversisporales; Gigasporaceae.
UUUCUUCCAUAUACUAUCAUGUUGCCUGUACAAAAAAAAUCUGGGUCUAAUCCCAGUGAAAUAAAUAAAGCAAUUAGGCUCUUUUCAGAUGAUAUUGCUCUUCUAGAUGCCUAUUAUCCCAAGAAGAUUUAUUCAAAAUAUAUAAUCCGAGUAUCAGAAAAGGGUUUUAUAGUUGUUGAUCAUCCAUCCGAAGUUUAUGAGAUACCUGAUGCUUAUGAAUGUAUCGAUGGGAGUCUGCCUCUUCGCCUAGUUCUGGACAUCGACAUGAGGCAAAAAUCUGAUCCCAUAAAUUCCAAAUACUCUUUCUUAGAUGAAUAUAAAAUUUCUCGUAAAGAUUUAUUAUUCAGAAUCUUAAUUGCCUGUGCUGAUAUUAUAUACUUCGAUUUAAAACAUCUUAUAACUUUAAAUGCUUUUAUCUUAGCUAACCUUAGAGAAUUUGUGGAAAAAGUUGCUAAGAGAGUUGGAAAACCAUAUUCAAAAUUCAUUGACAUAGAUCUUUAUAAAUCUCACUUUAGCCUUCGUUUUCUUGG